Messenger RNA from Paralichthys olivaceus (Japanese flounder), 1726 nucleotides. Lineage: Eukaryota; Metazoa; Chordata; Actinopteri; Pleuronectiformes; Paralichthyidae. The record is from RefSeq and is a predicted model, not a curated record.
ACCUCAUGUGUCUCUGCUUCUCGCAGCAGCGCCCUCUCCAGCUCGCAGUCCAUCGUCUACAUACCCCAGGACAUCGUCCGAGCCAAAGAGAUCAUCGCCCACAUCAACACGCUGAAGACGCAGGUCAGCUACUACGCUGAGAGGCUGUCCCGAGCUGCCAAGGACCGAUCGGCCAGCGGACUGGAGAGGACGCUCGCCAUUCUGGCUGACAAGACUCGUCAGCUGGUCACAGUGUGCGACUGUAAGCUGCUGGCUUCAGCUAUUCAGGCCCUGAACGCAGCACGGCCGGAGUACAUCGCCUCCAAAGCGUCUCCUUCCGCCGACUCAGAACAAGUGGUCCUCCGUAACGACCAGGACACGCUUCUCGCCAAGUGGAGCGGGCGCAACAGCCGAUCCUCGCUACAUGUAGACUGGCACGAGGAGGAAUGGGAGAAGGUUUGGGUGAAUGUGGAUAAAUCUCUGGAGUGCAUCAUCCAGCGAGUUGACAAACUGCUCCAGAGAGAGAGGAGGCCCAGCGAUGCCAGUCAGGACAGUACCCAGAGUGACCUGCAGGGCGGCGGCAGCAGCAAGAAAGGUGUCAGAGGAAAAAAACGAGCGUUCUGGAUCAACCCAGAAAAUAAGUCAGAGGAGUCUCCAUCAUCAUCAUCAUCGUCCCCACUUCCACCUUCAUCAUCACCUCCACCACCAUCCUCAUCCUCUCUCCCGGCCCUCUCCUCCACUCAUCCUGAACAAGAGUCCUAUGGAAGCCCCAGUGCUGAGGAGGCGUAUCCAGGUGAGUGGAGCGAGGCGUUGUACCCUCUCCUCACCACGCUCACCGAGUGUGUGGCCAUGAUGAGCGACAAGGCCAAAAAGUCCAUGGUCUUCCUGCUGAUGCAGGACAGCGCCCCGACGAUAGCCAUGGACCUGUCUCUGCAGUACCGCCGUGACGUCGUCUUCUGCCAGACGCUCACCGCUCUCAUCUGCGGCUUCAUCAUCAAACUGAGGAACUGUCUCCGUGACAAUGGAUUCCUCCGACAGCUCUACACCAUCGGCCUCCUGGCUCAGUACGAGUCCCUGCUCAGCACCUACGGAGAGGAGCUGGCCAUGUUGGAGGACAUGAGCGUCGGCAUCAUGGAUCUGAGGAACGUCACCUUCAAGGUGACCCAGGCCACCGGCAGCUCGGCGCCCGACAUGCUGCCCAUCAUCACCGGGAACCGAGACGGUUUCAAUGUCCGCAUCCCGCUGCCGGGGACCAUGUUCGACGCUCUGCCUCGAGAGAUCCAGAGCGGCAUGCUGCUGAGGGUUCAGCCGGUGCACUUCAACGUCGGCAUCAACGAGCAGCAGACGCUGGCGGAGAAAUUCGGAGACACGUCCCUGCAGGAGAUCAUCAACCUGGAGAGUCUGUCCAGGUUGAAUUCGUACUACGAGCAGUUCAAAGAAGUCCUGGCUGAGGACUGCCUCCCGAGGUCUCGUUCCCAGACUUGUCUCCCCGAGCUGCUGAGGUUUCUGGGGCAGAACGUUCACGCCAGGAAGAACAAGAACGUGGACGUCCUCUGGCAGGCGGCCGAGAUUUGUCGCCGGCUGAACGGCGUCCGUUUCACCAGCUGCAAAAGCGCCAAAGACCGCACGGCCAUGUCGGUGACCCUGGAGCAGUGCCUGAUCCUGCAGCACGAACACGGCAUGGCGCCGCAGGUCUUCACGCAGGCUCUCGACUGUAUGCGCAGGUAAGACGCCUCCGCGGCACAUU